Molecule: messenger RNA, 2553 nt
Organism: Dryobates pubescens (Downy woodpecker)
Lineage: Eukaryota; Metazoa; Chordata; Aves; Piciformes; Picidae
Gene: DHX58
Product: DExH-box helicase 58
Exons: 12
Coding region: 59-2071 (670 amino acids)
Biological process (GO): positive regulation of interferon-beta production; innate immune response; response to virus
Cellular component (GO): cytoplasm
Molecular function (GO): double-stranded RNA binding; single-stranded RNA binding; hydrolase activity
Source: RefSeq, a predicted model, not a curated record
CGGAAGCUCCCCGAGUUUCGUUUCUCGGGAGCAGCUCCGGGAGCGGCGGCGGCCAGCGAUGGAGCUCCGCGGGUACCAGCGGGAGGCGGCGGCCCCGGCCCUGCGCGGCCGCAACUGCAUCAUCUGGCUGCCCACGGGCGCCGGCAAGACUCGCGUGGCUGCCCACGUCUGCCGGCAGCACCUGCAGAGCCGCAGCGGGGCCAAGGUGGCCUUCCUCGUCAACAAGGUGCACUUGGUGGACCAACACGCCCAGAAGGAGUUCCAUGAGCUGCAGAAGGACUUCAAGGUGGCGGCCGUCAGCGGCGAGAGCAGCCACAAGAUCUUCUUCGCCGAGGUGGUGAGGCAGAGCGACGUCGUCAUCUGCACGGCGCAGAUCCUGCUGAACGCUCUGGGCAGCGGCCAGGAGGACACCCACGUGGAGCUGCCGGAUUUCUCGCUGCUGGUGAUCGAUGAGUGCCACCACACCCACAAGGACGCCGUCUACAACAGGAUCAUGCUCGGCUACCUCCAGCGCAAGCUCGGUGGGCAGCAGGACCUGCCGCAGGUCCUGGGCCUGACGGCUUCCCCUGGCACCGGUGGGGCAACCACCCUCGAGGGGGCCAUACAGCAUGUCCUGCAGAUCUGUGCCAACCUGGACACGGAGGAGAUCUCAUCAGCACAGGAGGAGGUGCAGCAGCUGCAGAACCAGGUGCCCCAGCCCAGGAAGCAGCACGACCUGUGCCAGGAGAGAGUGCAGGACCCCUUUGGUGAGAGGCUGAAGAAGAUAAUGGAGCAGAUCCAGGAGUACAUGGAGAUGCCUGACCUGCCGCGGGACUUCGGCACGCAGAUGUAUGAGCAGCGCAUCGUGGAGCUGGAGAAGGCAGCGUCGGAGGGGUUCUGCCGCAGCAGGCGGCUGUGCGCCCUGGCCCUGCGCCGGUACAACGACGCUCUGCUGGUCAGCGAUGCUGUGCGCAUGGUCGACGCCUUCCAGUGCCUCCAGCAGUUCUAUGCUGACCAGGGCGAUGCCAAGGACCCGACUGAACGCUUCCUCAGUGCCACGUUUGAGGAGAACAGGGAGAGCCUGCAGGCACUCGCUGGGGACCAGCGCUACAAGAACCCCAGGCUGAGCAAGCUGGAGGAGAUCCUGCAGGAGCACUUCCAGCCCCUGGGCACCUCUCGUGGCAUCGUCUUCACCAAGACAAGGCAAAGUGCCCACAGCCUGCUGAGCUGGCUGCAGGACACUGCUGCACUCCGGCACAUCAGGGCUGCUGUCCUCACUGGUGCCAGCUGCAGCAACCAGACCAAGGCCAUGACGCAGAAUGAGCAGCAGGACACCAUCAAGCGGUUCCGUGAGGGAGCCCUCAACCUGCUCUUCUCCACCAGCGUGGCCGAGGAGGGCCUGGAUAUCCCUGAGUGCAACAUUGUGGUCCGCUACGGGCUGAUGACCAACGAGAUCGCCAUGGUGCAGGCCCGGGGCCGCGCUCGUGCCCAGGACAGUGUCUACUCCGUUGUCGCCAAAGCCCACAGCAGGGAAGUCUCUCGAGAGCUGCUCAAUGAGAGCCUGGUGGAGCUCAUGGAGAGGGCAAUCAGAGUGGUGCAGGCCAUGCCCAAGCAGGAAUAUCACCUCAAGAUCAGGGAGCUGCAGCAGGUGGCUGUUGCCAGCUGGCAGCUGAAGGAGGCCAGGCUCAGCCAGCGGCGGCGGCUGCACGACCCUGGCACCGUUCGUCUGUACUGCGCCGGCUGCGGCGCGGCCGCGUGCCAGGGCAGCCACAUCCGCACCGUGGAGGGCAUUCACCACGUCAGCAUCCACCCCGGGCUCUCUUACAGAGUUUCCUCAGGGAAAAUGCACUUCCAGAGGACUUUCAAGGACUGGGAGCCAGGCUGCCGCAUUGCAUGCAGCCAGUGCAGCCAGGACUGGGGGCUGGAGAUGAUCUACCGCCAGGUGAAGCUGCCCAUCCUCUGCAUCAAGAGCUUCGUGGUGGAGACGCCGGCGGAGAGGAGGAGGUACAAGAAGUGGAGCGCUGUGACCUUCCCCAUCGAGGAGUUUGACUACACCGAGUACUGCUGCAGCACCCACAGCCAAUCCUUCUAGCCUGGGCUCUGCUCCCAAGAGGACUCUUCCCAGGACACCCCCUGGGGCAGUGGGACCAUUACCAUCACCCUUGGCAUGGGACCUUCCAUCCAGGCCUGUGCAGAGUCAGCCACAGCUUUCUCCUCUUCCUCACUGGACUGAGCCAGGGCAGCACAUCCCUUGCUAGAGCCUGCAGGAGGCUUUGCUGUGCCCAUGCAGGAAGGAGAAGACCUGGGGGAGACAGCAGCUGAACCCUGCCCUGCCCUCUGCCUGCUGCCUUUCCCUCCUGCCCCAGGGGCCCAGCACAUGGUCCUGUGCUUCUCUGGCAGCUUCCAAGCUGUCUCCUGUGGUUCUGCAUUAAAGACCUGGAUGUGAACUGGGGCCAGAGGAAGUGCUGCUGGUGGUGAGAGCUCACUGUGUGCAGGGGGUCGGUGCAGGGUGACACUUGCACCAAAGCCAGAGCCCCCCACUGCCUGCUGGACACCCAGAUCCCACCGUGCUGG